Molecule: messenger RNA, 745 nt
Organism: Serpula lacrymans var. lacrymans S7.9
Lineage: Eukaryota; Fungi; Basidiomycota; Agaricomycetes; Boletales; Serpulaceae
Exons: 2
Coding region: 246-590 (114 amino acids)
Source: RefSeq, a predicted model, not a curated record
GCCAGAAAGAGUGAGUUACUUUAGUUCGGUUAUUUUGUGGGUGUAGAACGCGUUUGACACGCCUGCGGACGCGACUUGCAGACGUUCUGGAGGGCUAUCGCAACGAAACUCCAUCUGCUCCUCCUACCACCCCUUAUUCGUCUCCAGAGAAACCUGCUCGUCUCACAUCAGUCGUAUCGCCCCUUCCCGCGAACGAUGCUAUUCGAGAUGUAUUCUCCUCCGCUCCACGUGGUGGUUAUUCCCCCAUGCCAUCACCUAGCAAACGGAGGCGCUCUGACUUUGAUCGAGAAACUGAAAAGGGUACUAUAUCAGAUGAGGAUUCGGACGUUGAGAUGAGGAUCGAAGAUCAAGGAGGAGUGAUAAGCACUGUUGCCACUGACGGCAGUCUGGGCAAGCGUGCUAUGAGGCCCAUGAAACCCUUGCGACAGCCUUCGAAGAGUUUGAUGCCAAAAACACAUCCCGCGGCAGAAGUAAUAGGCUUACUGAGAUUUCAUGGCAAGGCGGAUAUUGUAACCUCGAAAAUCGGUCUGUCGGGUGAAGGUGGGUCCACCGCAUCCGACGAUUCGCCCCUGUAUUCUAUGAAUCUGUGAUGGCGCGGAGGCCUUUAUGGAGAGCUUGAGCGGUCGUUUUUGCCAUUGUAUUAUUUAUGGCCUGAUGUCGUAUUAAUUUAUUUUUGUACUACCAGUGUACCCGUUCGUACCUACACCUUGAAGUGCAUCGAUGAAUCGUUGGUCGUUUUAAUCAC